Amoebophrya sp. A25 is the source of this 1222-nucleotide messenger RNA. The record is from the annotation of a GenBank genome assembly. Lineage: Eukaryota; Dinophyceae; Syndiniales; Amoebophryaceae.
UGCUCAUCACUACGUGUACACCAGCAAUAUCGAUGGCCACUUCAAUCGUUUCCCAGCACUCGGGAAGAACGUUCUCGAGAUUCACGGCUCUCUCGCUUGGCCCUGGAUUCCCUUUUGGAGGUUCGAGAACAAAGAAGAUGUGAAAAAAGAACGCGCACAGGCUGACAUUAUAGAUGAAAAAGAAGAAGACAAAGCAGGAGGACAAUCUUCAACUGGAGGAAAGCAAAACAAGAUGGGAAUAGACAAGGGUGGAAGUGAGAUGAGAUCUGAAGAAAAUAGCGUGGUCGUACGUACUCCAAGUGUAGCAGUCUCUGCGGCGGAAGCGGAAUUUCAGGGACCGCCUUUGGGAUUUCGGAAUGAUAAAUCUGCUGUUUUUGUGAAUGAUGCUGGACCACCUGCUCCGGAUGAGGAGGAGGGAAACAUUCGCGAGGAUGCAAGUCCUACCCUGCCAGGCGGAUGCUUGGGUCUGGCAUCACAAGAGGCUCUCUUUGGCGGUCCGCGAUUUCGUCACUCAAUACCUUCAUCCGACUUUGUACGGCGACAAUAUUUGCGUCCUGCUGUAAUGCUCUUUUUCGACAAUUGUAUGGAGUUAUUGAACCUCUUCGAGCGGAAGCAGGAAGAGGAGUACGAGGCAUGGAACCGCAGGAUGCGCAUAAAAGGGAAGAAGAAAGUCGUCGUGCUAGAGAUUGGCUGCGGUAUACGGGUUCCGUCAGUGCGGAGUCAAGCAGAGGGACUUGUCUGGGACAUCAAUAAUGAAGAACCCACAACAAGUCUUCACGAGUCCGAGGCCGCAGGAGGUGGGCCGCAAGAUACAACAGGCUACUCUUCCCGUCGGCAGGCGCACUUGAUCCGCAUCAAUCCUGGUGACGAGACCUGGGCUUUUCUUCAAAAGAAGGACAAUCCGCUUUGCUGGUAUUUCGACGAAGAGGAUCUUUGCUAUCGGACCAUCGCGGGACACAGGGAAGAAGACAUGAGGCUGAAUGCGGAGGAGGACGAAGAAAAGCGCGUUGGCGCUCACAAAAGUGUGACAGAUGAUGAAGAAAAGCGUGUUCCGGUCGCAUGUGGACACUACUUAUUGCUAAACGACCUUGGAGCCAAAGACGCAUUGACCAAGUUAGACUCGUUACUAGAAAGAAGACCGGCAGCAAAAAAAUGAAUUCCCGACGUGGUAUGUUUUUCUGGCAUAUGAUUUGAUGUCUGGCAAGUCUAAGGAGAGUACAAG